AUGGGGGCUCGGAUCAGUGGCGCUUCUCCCCUCUCCUCACGCACGAAGAGGCCUGGGCUACUCUGUACAGAGCGCAUGGAGGGCUCCGCCACCAGUUGCGCACUCCUGCGAGCGAUUGCUCCCGUCCGUUCGAAUGUUUCCUGCGCCGUGAUUGGCACCACACCAAUGUCUCGCGUCAAAGCUGUCACCGAAGAACAGACAAAUACUUCGAUGUAAAUGCGUGCGAUUAUUAUUACAUAACGCCUGCCGCUGCGGUACUCUCCCAUACGGUAUUCCGGGGAGUGAAUUUGGCAAUUUUCCUCUCCAGAGCAAUCCUCGUGUCUUGGGAGCUCGAGACCUCGAACGGUGCAUGCAUCUUCAAAGAAAGCGGUGAAGAGAUCGUUGACAACCGAUGCGGGGUAGGUAGCUGCUUGUGAAUCAUUAGCUCCUUGACUUCCCUGAAACACGGUGUUGGGAAUGUCGCUCUGGCCUUGGGGAGGGACGACUCCCGCCCUGAUUGACUCGGAGCUGACGCUCACCGAUUGAGAGCAUUCGUCAGCCGAUGGACAGUCACACCAUUUCAAUUUCCCUAUCUAUCGGCAAUUGCCGUGUGCUUCUUUGGCGUUCUGCCUCUACCCGUGUUCAAUAAUUGGUUUGGAAUCUUGGGCUCAACGCGGUGCUAUCCAGUCAGAAGAUAUCGCAAUGCUUUUCCUACGAUCUAUCUUUAUCUAUCGUUUUAGAUUUUUUCAGGAUAUAUGCAUGAUAUCUUGGGCACCUUUUGUUUUAGAGCCGCUUUGCAAUGGGCUUCAUGUUCACCUUACAAUGGCAACGCAUUCUCUCCCCGUGCACUGAGAGGCCCUGCCGGACCGGAGUACAGCCCCUUGUUUGUAAUAAUUUUAAGAAAGCUGCCAGUGUGUCGACUCCAGUACCUUUAAUGAGAGCUACAAUCAUUGGUCCGACUAUCCAUCUUAGGACCACCCAUAAAACGAAAAAAAUAAAAAUAAAAAUAAAAAUAGAAAUAAAAUAAAAAAAUAAAGAAAAGAAAAGAGAAAAGGGCGGCCCUUGAACUAUCCAAGCUGUACGGUUCAAACUUACCCUGAAGCGGCUGGUCUUCGUUUGGCGUUAUCCAAAUCAGGGCUUUGCCGCCCCGAUGAUGGCGGCGAUUCCAAACGGUUUUGCCCAUUAUUUCCAGUGGCAAUCCCAUUGGAGCGAAACUUGCGUCCGGGGGUUGUCCGGCAAACGUACUCCACACUGCCAGGAAGAACUUUGGUAUCGACUCAUCUGAUCCAUAAUGCUUGUCGAAAAAGAAGUCCAAGUACUUGGUUACUGGUGCUCUUACCUUCAUUGGAGCUUAUGCAUUAGGACAAGAUGCCUGGGCGGAUAUGUAUUCUGCACGAAAUCUUGCAUUGGCCAUUAU
Coccidioides immitis RS is the source of this 1396-nucleotide messenger RNA. RefSeq lists its product as uncharacterized. The record is from RefSeq and is a predicted model, not a curated record. The transcript is spliced from 4 exons. Bases 1 to 216 code for a protein of 71 amino acids. Lineage: Eukaryota; Fungi; Ascomycota; Eurotiomycetes; Onygenales; Onygenaceae.